AUGGAUGUUCCUUCCUUCUUCAUCGACGGGUCAAUUUAUACAUAUGGUGUCACAUUGUCGCCGCCGGCCGGGCGAAGGAGGCUUGGAGCGAGCGGGAGCACCAGCGCUGGAGGAGCUCCGCUCGCCGGCGAGGAGGAGGAGUUUGCCCCGUCAGAGUGGGGCGACUAUUUCAUCACCUACGACCCUCCUCUCGCGCAGAGGUCCGAGGAGUGGAUGAGGGACAGGGCAGAGGAGCUGAAGCAGCGAGUGCGGAAGAUGUUCGUCUUCGAGGACGGCAGCGUGGCCGGCGCGGUGGCACUUGUGGACACGCUCGAGCGUCUCGGCCUAGACAGCCACUUCCGCGAGGAGAUCACCGCGGCCAUAACCCGUAUCCACCUCGUUGGGCUGGAAUGCCCCGGUUUCGUUGGCGGCUCCGAUGCCCAUGAUCUUGGCGUCACUGCUACUCGGUUCCGUCUGCUCCGGCAACACGGGCUAUGGGUGUCCACAGAUGUGUUCGAUAGGUUCAGGGAUGGCGACGGCAAUUUCAACGCGAGCCUAAGCAGCAACAUUGAUGACCCGAGAAUUCUACUGAGCUUGUACAAUGCGGCUCACAUGGCGGUGCCGGGCGACGUGGACGCCGUCCUCGACAACGCUGGGGUCUUCGCACGGCGCCACCUGGAAGCCAUGGCAAGAGGCGAGCUGCGGUCACCGGCGGCGGAGCAAGUCGCCCGCGCCCUUGAUCACCCUCUCCCGCGGUUCACGGGGCUGCUGGAGACCAUGCGUUACGUUGCCGAGUAUGCGCAGGAGGUGACGCACGACGGCACAAUCCUAGAACUUGCUCGGCUCAAUUCUAACCUCAUGAGGUGCCUUCACCUCAGGGAGCUAAAGGCCCUUAGCAUAUGGUGGAGGGACCUAUACGACACCGUGAAUCUAAGGUAUGCUCGGGACCGUAUGGUGGAGAUCUACUUUUGGAGCUGCGGAAUGAUCCCCGAGGAGGAGUUCUCGCGUGCACGUUUGAUGUUCGCCAAGACGUUUGGACUUGUGUCUAUUCUAGAUGAUACCUACGAUGUCCAUGCAACUGCAGAGGAGUGUCUUAGUCUUACCCAAGCCAUGCAGAGAUGGGAUGAAAGUGCGGUUCCUGUUCUACCUGAAUACCUACGCGUCCUAUACAUCAAAACACUAAGCACCUUCAAAGAGUUUGAGGAUCUGUUAGAACCACACGAGAAGUACCGAAUGUCAUAUGCCAAAAAAGCGUACCAGCUGCAGGCGGAAUAUUAUAUGCAAGAGGCCCAGUGGUCGAGCGACAAGUAUCGGCCAAGCUUCAAGGAACACGAGGAGCUGUGUGGCAAGUCUUGUGGUCUGAUAAUGCUUAAUCUGGUGGCCCUCAUGGGCUACGGCGCCAGCGCAACCAAGGAGUUGUUCGAGUGGGCGUUUGCCAUCCCUGAUGUGGUCCGUGCCGGCACGCAGAUCGGCCGCUUCCUCAACGACAUCUCUUCUUACAAGCUGGGGAAGAACAAGAAGGACCUCCCUAGCGGCGUUGAGUGCUACAUGAUGGAGAAGGGCGUGACAGGGGAGGAGGCCGUGGCGGCAAUCGCCGCCAUGACCGAGGAUAGGUGGAGGACAAUGAACAAGGCGUGCAUAGAGAUGGACCGCGCGCUCCUGCCUGUGGCGCAGCUAGUGGCGAACAUUGCGAGAUCGAACGAAGUAAUCUACCUCCACGGCAGGGAUGGCUAUACCUUCGGCAGCCACGUCAAGGACCUCGUGACGGAGCUCUUCCUUGAUCCCAUCCCCCUUUAA
Molecule: messenger RNA, 1776 nt
Organism: Lolium rigidum
Lineage: Eukaryota; Viridiplantae; Streptophyta; Magnoliopsida; Poales; Poaceae
Product: eudesmanediol synthase-like
Exons: 9
Coding region: 1-1776 (591 amino acids)
Biological process (GO): diterpenoid biosynthetic process
Molecular function (GO): magnesium ion binding; terpene synthase activity
Source: RefSeq, a predicted model, not a curated record